UGGGCCCCAAGGCCCUGCUAAUGCAUAUUCACCCUUCUUCACCUCCAAAUCAGUUCCCUAACAUAUAUAUUUUUAAAAGAAAUCUAAGUCUUACUUUCAAAGCACACACUUAGUCUCAACUAGGGAAUCAACAGAAGCAGAAGCGAUUUUUUUUCCCCCUUCUUGACAUCUGGCUUGCGAUUGGCUGGAAGGGGGUCAGCUGACUUUGUCAUUUUGUCUGUCCUGGAUUGGAGCCGUCCCUAUAACCAUCUAGUUCCGAGUACAAACUGGAGACAGAAAUAAAUAUUAAAGAAAUCAUAGCCCGACCAGGUAAAGGCAAAGGGAUGAAUUCCUACUUCACUAACCCUUCCUUAUCCUGCCACCUCGCCGGGGGCCAGGACGUCCUCCCCAACGUCGCCCUCAAUUCCACCGCCUAUGAUCCAGUGAGGCAUUUCUCGACCUAUGGAGCAGCCGUUGCCCAGAACCGGAUCUACUCGACUCCCUUUUAUUCGCCACAGGAGAAUGUCGUGUUCAGUUCCAGCCGGGGGCCGUAUGACUAUGGAUCUAAUUCCUUUUACCAGGAGAAAGACAUGCUCUCAAACUGCAGACAAAACACCUUAGGACAUAACACACAGACCUCAAUCGCUCAGGAUUUUAGUUCUGAGCAGGGCAGGACUGCGCCCCAGGACCAGAAAGCCAGUAUCCAGAUUUACCCCUGGAUGCAGCGAAUGAAUUCGCACAGUGGGGUCGGCUAUGGAGCGGACCGGAGGCGCGGUCGCCAGAUCUACUCGCGGUACCAGACCCUGGAACUGGAGAAGGAAUUUCACUUCAACCGCUACCUAACGCGGCGCCGGCGCAUCGAGAUCGCCAACGCGCUCUGCCUGACCGAGCGACAGAUCAAAAUCUGGUUCCAGAACCGCCGGAUGAAGUGGAAAAAAGAAUCUAAUCUCACGUCCACGCUCUCAGGGGGCGGCGGAGGGGCCGCGGCCGACAGCCUGGGCGGAAAAGAGGAAAAGCGGGAAGAGACAGAAGAGGAGAAGCAGAAAGAGUGACCAGGACUGUCCCUGCCACCCCUCUCUCUCCUUCUCCCUUGCUACCCCCCCAAUUCCCUCCUAAUCACACACUCUAUAUUUAUCACUGGCACAACUGAUGUGUUUUGACUCCCUAAAACAAAAUUAGGGAGUCAAAUAUGGACCUGAAAGUCAACUCUGGACCCCCUCCCUCACCGCACAAACUCUCUUUGACCACGCGCCUCCUCCUCCUUGCUCCCUCGCUAGCUCGUUCUCGGCUCGUCUGCAGGCCCCUUCCCCCUCCCAGGCCUUGGGGGCUCCGUCCCUGAACCUCGCUUCAGACUCCACAGAUCUCCCUCCAAAUGAGGACUUGGCCUCCCACCCCCUCGGCGCCUCCACCCCCGCCCCUGCGCAGAGAGCCGGCUCCCGGGCCGGGGCCUCCGCUCCGGGGCCUCAAGGCCCGGCCUGGCAGCCGCGGAGAGCGGGAGGCCCAAGGAGGGCGCGUCGUGGCCCCACAGCAACCCCCAGGGCCUCCCCGCAGCCCCUGCCCGGCCCCUCUGCCCCAGCAAAUGCCCAGCCCAGGCAAAUUGUAUUUAAAGAAUCCUGGGGGUCAUUAUGGCAUAUUACAAACUGUGACCGUUUCUGUGUGAAUAUUUUUAGCUGUAUUUGUGGUCUCUGUAUUUAUAUUUAUGUUUAGCACCGCCCGUGUUCCACUCCCAUCUUAAAAGGGGGGAAAAAAAAAGAGGGAAAAUUACAAAAAGAGAGAAAAAAAAGUGAAUGACGUUUGUUUAGCCAGUAGGAGAAAAAAAUAAAUUUAAAAAAUCCCCCUCGUGUUACCCUCCUGUAUAAAUCCGACCUCUGGAUCCGUUCUCGAAUAUUUAA
Neomonachus schauinslandi (Hawaiian monk seal) is the source of this 1871-nucleotide messenger RNA. It is a transcript of the gene HOXC6, whose product is annotated as homeobox C6. Bases 324 to 1031 code for a protein of 235 amino acids. The transcript has 2 exons. The record is from RefSeq and is a predicted model, not a curated record. Gene Ontology annotation, biological process: regulation of transcription by RNA polymerase II; anterior/posterior pattern specification. Gene Ontology annotation, cellular component: nucleus. Lineage: Eukaryota; Metazoa; Chordata; Mammalia; Carnivora; Phocidae. Gene Ontology annotation, molecular function: RNA polymerase II cis-regulatory region sequence-specific DNA binding; DNA-binding transcription factor activity, RNA polymerase II-specific.